Myxocyprinus asiaticus (Chinese sucker) is the source of this 2971-nucleotide messenger RNA. RefSeq names its product HtrA serine peptidase 1b (gene htra1b). The record is from RefSeq and is a predicted model, not a curated record. The transcript is spliced from 9 exons. Gene Ontology annotation, biological process: programmed cell death; positive regulation of apoptotic process; proteolysis. Bases 79 to 1512 code for a protein of 477 amino acids. Lineage: Eukaryota; Metazoa; Chordata; Actinopteri; Cypriniformes; Catostomidae. Gene Ontology annotation, cellular component: extracellular region. Gene Ontology annotation, molecular function: serine-type endopeptidase activity; protein binding.
AAGCCUUGACAACCUAUUUCCUGACGAGAGUUCAGUCCAAAGUUGUAAAACUUACUAAGUUAUUACAGAAUAAUAACAAUGCGUGUAUGGGUCAUAUGCUCGUGUCUAAUUCUGGUGCCGUUGCUGUGCGACGCGCGGAUCUCCAAGCGCUAUGUGAUCGGCUGUCCAGAGCGCUGCGACAAGAGUAUGUGUCCGCCCGUACCGGCCGACUGUCUGGCCGGAGACAUCCUCGACCAGUGCGACUGCUGCCCGGUGUGCGCGUCCGGCGAGGGCGAGCCCUGCGGCGGCACGGGGAAACUGGGAGACCCGGAGUGUGGAGAGGGUCUAGAGUGUGCCGUGUCUGACGGGACCGGAGUCACGGCCACCGUGCGGAGGAGAGGAAAGAGCGGGGUGUGCGUGUGCAAGAGCCCGGAGCCCGUGUGCGGCAGUGACGGGGUGUCCUACAGGAACAUCUGCGAGCUCAAGAGAGUCAGUAACCGGGCGCAAAAGCUCCAGCAGCCGCCCAUCAUCUUCAUCCAGAGAGGCUCCUGCGGGAAAGGUCAUGAGGAGAAUCCCGACAGUCUUCGUCAUAGAUAUAACUUCAUCGCUGAUGUUGUGGAGAAGAUCGCUCCAGCUGUGGUUCACAUCGAGCUGUUCCGCAAGAUGGUCUUCUCCAAGCGUGAGGUGGCAGUGGCCAGUGGCUCUGGUUUCGUGGUGUCUGAAGAUGGUCUGAUUGUGACCAAUGCUCAUGUGGUGGCCAACAAACACCGGGUGAAGGUGGAGCUGAAGACUGGUGCCACCUAUGAUGCCAAGAUCAAAGACGUGGAUGAGAAAGCUGAUAUUGCGCUCAUCAAGAUAGAUGCUCCAAUGAAACUGCCAGUGCUGUUGUUGGGCCGGUCAGCUGAUCUGAGACCAGGCGAGUUUGUGGUGGCCAUCGGCAGUCCGUUCUCUCUCCAGAACACAGUGACCACAGGCAUUGUCAGCACCACCCAGCGAGGCGGCAAAGAACUGGGCCUGCGUAACUCUGACAUGGACUACAUCCAGACCGAUGCUAUCAUCAAUUAUGGUAAUUCAGGAGGGCCCCUGGUGAACCUGGACGGUGAAGUGAUCGGAAUCAACACGCUGAAGGUGACAGCAGGGAUUUCUUUUGCCAUUCCUUCUGACAAGAUCCGACAAUUCCUGGCGGAGUCUCAUGACAGACAGGCUAAAGGAAAAACAGCCACAAAAAAGAAGUAUAUUGGUGUGAGAAUGAUGACGUUAACCCCAACACUUGCUAAGGAGCUGAAGGAAAGGCAGAGCGACUUCCCAGAUGUCACCUCCGGCGCAUAUGUCAUUGAAGUCAUCCCAAAAACACCAGCUGAAGUUGGCGGUUUGAAGGAGAGUGAUGUCAUAAUCAGCAUUAACGGUCAGAGAAUCACAUCAGCCAGUGACGUCAGCGCGGCCAUCAAGAGAGACGAGAGUUUGAGAACAGUGGUGCGACGCGGCAAUGAAGACGUCAUCCUCACCAUCAUACCUGAAGAGAUUGACCCUUGACCUCCCUUCACCCUCUUGCUCACCCACGAGCUGGUUCUCAGACUUUAACCGAGUGUGUGUCGGGAGCCACACUCAUACUAGAAUCUGUAGUGAAUACUUUCAUCAAACCAGAAUCGCUACCAUUGUCGGCUGACAACAGGAAAUGAUAUUACUUUUUCCCCAAACACUAUUUUUCCCCACAUUUAUCCAUCAAUGUACAUUGUACCAUGUUUGAAUGAGCACUUUAUAAAUAGAUGUGAAAUUUACAAUUUAGUGCCAGCUAGUUAACUGAAACACCAAAAUGUGUAUUAUAUUUUCUCAUGUAUACAUCAAGGCAUCAUGAAAUAUUGUCUGUAUUCAGCUUCGACUAUCCAAACUUUUGCAUUUACACUCAAAUUUCAAAAUUGACAUUUGUUCAAAAAGACUAGAGAAUAAAACGCAUCGGAAGUAAACAUCCCAUCGAGAGAUUGAUUUCAAAGAUAAUAUAUCAACCUUUUUUAAAAUAUACCUUAAAUGAGCUCUGAGAUUAAGAGAUGAUAUAUGUGUCUGUUGAAGCCAAGUCAACUUUACUUUUAAAGAAUUGUGUUUAAUAGCUGCAAAAGAGUUUUAAGCUUUAAAGGAAUAUUCCGGCUUCAGUACGAAGUUAAGAUCAAUCCACAGCAUUUGUGUCAUAAUAUUGAUUAACACAGAAAAUAUUUUCUACUCGUUGAAAUACUGUUUCAAAAGUAUAGACACAAGACAUAAACAAUACGAAUUGUUUAUAAGUUUCCACAGAUGUGGUUAGUAAGUGAUUUUAUGACAGUAAAAUCAUGUGAACACACAUAUUGUUUAUGUCUUGUGUCUAUACUUUUGAAACAGUGAGUAUUUUAAUGUUUACAGAUUGACCCCAUUGACUUCCAUUGGAAGUGUCUCACUGGAAAAACGAGGAACUAGUUGAAAUUCAUUUUUGCGUUAAUCAAUAUUAUGACACAAAUGCUGUCGAUUGAACGGAACUUGAAUUGAACCCGGAAUAUUCCUUUAAAUAUAUUGUUUUCAAAAUUAUAAUCAGUGGCUAUUAGUCAGUAUUUUUUGGGGGGUUUUUUGGGUUUUUUUAAUACGUAAUUUGCAAUGCUUAAUGGGAUUGUUUUUCAUUCCAUCUUAAAAAGGUUUAAGUACAUUUGCGGUCUUUUUGUUUUUAAUUUUCACAUUUUAUGGCUUCAUAUCAAUGUUUGUAAUAUUCUGAUUCAUCAUGGAGUUUGUUGGUUUGGUUAAUGCCUUAUAACUCAUUGUUUUUAAAUGCAUAUGUAUAAAAUGAAUGUGAAAAAUACUUCCGGAACCAAGACUGGUGAACACUGUCCGCUCACUGUCGUGCUCUGUUCUGGGCCAUUAAAGGACAUGGCUCUUAUGUUUUGAAUAUUAUCUCUAAAGACCUUCUUUUCCUUAAACGUUUGUGUGUGUUGGACGGCAAUUUCAGAAAUGGAAUUAAAGAAGGUUAAUGUUU